Dissoconium aciculare CBS 342.82 is the source of this 933-nucleotide messenger RNA. RefSeq lists its product as uncharacterized. Bases 1 to 933 code for a protein of 310 amino acids. Lineage: Eukaryota; Fungi; Ascomycota; Dothideomycetes; Mycosphaerellales; Dissoconiaceae. The transcript is spliced from 2 exons. The record is from RefSeq and is a predicted model, not a curated record.
AUGCUGUCCCCGACAGCACUCUGCCUGCUCCGUGCAGAGGAUGUGCAAUUGUUAUCUCAAUCAGAGGGCUUCAACUUUCUGAGGAGGCAUCUGUCUGACAAUUUCGACUAUGGAUUUUGCGCAAAUCACUCCACCUACGAUCAUGAUACUCAAGCACAUUGGCUUAUGGUUCGGGAUAUCUUACAUGCUCUACUCGUGCCUGUAGUGGAACUGUUCGACAAGGCUGUUCGAGUGGCUACUCAAGCGACAAAGGCGUCAAGACCCGAGGACCUCGAAUUCGCAUACGUCGGGGACGCGCGAGCUGCUUUCAUAUGGCUACAAUGCUUCUUGUCCUCUAAGCAAGAACAAGAUUGGUGUUCUACUCGCGGCUGUCCGGCGUGUGUUGCAAAUCACUCUUUCGAGUCAGAGUUCAAUGUGCGGCUGCUUUAUGCGGCGUGUUUACUGAGCGAUGCGCACCAUUCCGACGGAAACGAGGCAUUGUGUUUGCCAAAUCUGAUUUUCUUCUCGGCCCGGCUUAGACACGCGCUCGCCAAAGACGAACUAUUCGGCAACGACUUCUUCGACCGGCUUCAUGACAAAGCCAACGCUACUCUCGAUGGCGUUGAGGAUUUGAUACAACAAGUUUAUCGUAUCGAUGGUCUCCUGUCCCAGCCUACUUCACCAGCGGUCAACGGUGAAGUUUCCGACGCCUGCAACAUCCUGCUCCCACUUGGCAAGCAACCUAUGAUGAAGCUAAAGCGAAGCAAAAUGGCCAAACGACAAAUGAAACUCAAGGCCGAGGCCGACUAUUGGAUCGAAGAAGUCCUCACCAAAUGCUGGGAUGCGCUGCAUCCCGUGACAGAUCAGCCUGUGCUGAAGCCUUCGCCUUAUCUCUUGGAUGCCCCUGUCAAGCCAUGUGCGCUUGUAUCCGUCUCAGAGCUGGCACCGAAGUGA